Botrytis porri is the source of this 2834-nucleotide messenger RNA. RefSeq lists its product as uncharacterized. Gene Ontology annotation, biological process: peptidoglycan turnover. Gene Ontology annotation, molecular function: acyltransferase activity, transferring groups other than amino-acyl groups. NCBI's taxonomy places the organism in Eukaryota, Fungi, Ascomycota, Leotiomycetes, Helotiales, Sclerotiniaceae. Bases 1 to 1686 code for a protein of 561 amino acids. The transcript has 9 exons. The record is from RefSeq and is a predicted model, not a curated record.
AUGAAAGGCCAAAAUGUUGAUUUCAAAACAGGUCUCAGCUACGCUAUGUCGUCCUCACUUGCGGCAUCAGGAAAUAUUACAGAAUCAAUCGACACCGACGAAGAUUUUAUCUCUGCCUCAUCAGAUAUAUCAGAAGAUCAAUCAGAUGAUAGAAAUACCUCAGCUACGAUAUUGAGAGAUUCUGCGGAUUUCUUGUCGAAAAUACGAUCGCUUCGCGAAUCAGACGUCCUGGUACUUCUAACUCCAACUGUAGUGCCGAUCGGUCAAGACAUCACAGACACCAGUGAUCCUUUUGAGUGUUUGGGACGGGCUCUGGCGAAGAGACACGCCAAAAUCCGGCAUAUCCCCUAUACACGAAGAAACGGUAUUACUUCAACUCAUUUAGGUUUCAUAAAAAGAAGCCAUGUCAUUAUACUUUGUUUCGUGGAUCAUCCCGAACAUCAGCAUCAGUUCGAGAUCGCAGAAGUCCUCUUUGCAGUCAGCGAUCACAAGCCUUGCCUCAUCAUGGUAUGCAGUGAUCAGGUAAAUAAGCAAGAUUCGAUUCCGUUCCCUACAGUCAUCUUAACGUCCGGAUAUACACCAGAAGAUAUGGAAGCCGCAGCUGCAGUGAUCUUUGGGGAGCGGGAACCCAGUCCUAUCAUAGGGAUAACUAGUUCUGCGUCCGGUAUGAUGGAGGUAGCUCGACCCAAGCUUUGGGCCGUUGACCAAUGGAAUGAAUCUAGAGAUGUACUGAGUGUUCUCAAGCUCUGGAGUGACAAUUUUGAUGUCCGGUUCUCCAUUGACGUUGAAGCUUUCGCGUCUCUACUUCGUCGCCCAGGUUAUGCAAGGCAUUAUGUAGUGCGGGACCCAAGAACUAGCGAAGUUUUAGGUUUCUGUGCUACAUAUCUUUCAUACGUUGAUCAAGAAGGUGAAAGACUCAUCGCAGCACUGGCGAUCAUUGUCGUAGGAAAGACGUAUCGACAACAGGGCAUUGGUCUUAGUCUUCAUAAUCAUGCUAUUGCACAGUUCAGAGGCACACGAGGCGUUAUUCGUCUUCACCUGGGGAGCAUCUUUCCAAGGCUGCUGUACGGGCCACCCCUUUCUUCGUCCGCAGAAUUGACUGCGAAUGAUGAGUGGUUCCACAGAAGAGGCUGGACACUCAACAAGGAGUUAAGAGGUCAGGGACAACGUGUGUACGAUCUGAUUCUUGAAUUCACCAAGUGGAAAUAUCAGCAAAAUCAACGACAAGAAAAAUUUAAGUAUCGGCAAAGUGUACAAGAUGAUAUGGUUGAGGUGCUUCGUUUGGUCGAGGAAGCAUCUAUUAAACAGGGUAAUAUGGGAUGGUUCGAUCAAUACUUUGCUCUAAUGAACGGACCCAACGUGAAAGACAUUAUCAUAUGUCUGGAGGGAGAUCAGAUCAUUGCAACGGCGCUCACAUACACCCCAUUCUGUGGCAGUUCCGUAUCUUCUAAUUUACCAUGGGCAGGGCGAAUUGGCCAUGAUGUUGGUGGUGUAACAUGCAUAUGUGUUUCUCCGCAGAGAAACGAGCCACUAGGCCAGGAAUUACUUGAUGCUUGUAUCAAAAAACUAUACCAGCAAGGUAUGAGGAGAAUGUUUUAUGACGGCGUAGUAAAUGAUGUAGACGAACUAAAACAACUAGGUUUUGAGGAAUGGGCAAAGUACCGCGACGUUUGGAAGGACGCUUAGGUAAACGGACUAGCCUACAGGACAAGGAGACUCUCCUCUCAUAGUGACGAGGGUUUAAUUUCUCCGACUUUUUCCCAUCAAGUCAAAGAUAACAAGAAUAACAAUUAUAGCUCCGUGUUUGUAUUACGCAUAAUCCUCAAAAUAUCAUAUCCGACACAUUGGGCAUUAAAAGGAUGACACUAGCAUGGACCUGCUGCAGAUUUGGAGCGUGUCAUACACAUGGGUGAUAGGCGAGAGCUUGGAUAAGUCAUGGAACUAUUCCUUAGCGAUCAAAGCAAAACUGUUACUCGGCUGGGUUCGUACUACACUGAGGACGGGGAUAACAUUACGUUACAAUCCAAGGACUCUCCAACAUCGACGCCCAAAAUUCUAGGUCACGUAGCACUAGUGUUUGCAAUCUUUCGAUCUGAAAUUAGACUGCAUGAACGGGGACAUCGAAACGUCGCACAAGAUUUUAGAACCUGUGUAACACGUUCAGAACGCCACGUCUGCAUGAGAUCUCCACUAAAGCCGCUCAAGAAAGUGCUGUGGUUGAUCACACUCUUUCUAGGUAUACGACCUGCCGAAAAAAGCUCCAUCGUAUCUACUGCUGCCUGACGGCUACGAUACCUUAACAAAGAGCCUUCUUGAUUUGAGCAGGUGCAUAAGAUGCGACAUAGACUUUGUGGACCGACAUUCUACGGUCUCACCUUCUCUUCUGGAUCUUGGAUGUGGCGUAAAAUUCCAGUGAUUAUGAUGAUGACUUGCUAUACCAACUGGUCUCAAGGCUCAAUGUAUGGUUACAUGUCGGGCGAGGGCAUUCCGGCUUGUCACCCGCAAUGCUUCUGGAAAUACAUAACAUCCAUGUACAAAUGUUGCGGCACUGAGAUUAAUUCUGCGCCGCAGAUCGUCAAUUCAGGUUAUAGCUCCAGCUUCUCUUCAAGCUCAAUGCUUAUGUGAACAUUUGUAUGCAUCAUCUCAUACAUGGAAUCCCAUUUUAAAGAUAUAUAGUGGAUCGCAUUUCGAGAAAAAUUUCUUCGCGUCAUUUCUCACUAUCGGCCAGUCACAACAUUUCUUUCUUAGUGGGGCUGCAUAUUUUAUUUUGAGACCCUCGCCGCCCCCAUGUUAUUGUGGUUCGAUGUUUGGUAUACCCAAGAAUUCAAACUGUA